Messenger RNA from Hippopotamus amphibius kiboko, 489 nucleotides. RefSeq names its product 60S ribosomal protein L37a-like. Gene Ontology annotation, molecular function: structural constituent of ribosome. Gene Ontology annotation, cellular component: ribosome. Gene Ontology annotation, biological process: translation. The transcript is spliced from 2 exons. The record is from RefSeq and is a predicted model, not a curated record. The coding region runs from base 1 to 489 and encodes 162 amino acids. Lineage: Eukaryota; Metazoa; Chordata; Mammalia; Artiodactyla; Hippopotamidae.
AUGGCUAAAUGCAUCAAGGAGGUCAGAAUCGUGGGUACAUACGGGACCCAUUAUGGUGCCUCCCUCAGGAAAAUGGUGAAGAGAAUUGAAAUCAGCCAGCACACCGAGUACACUUGCUCCUUCCGUAGCAAAACCAAGAUGAAGAGACGAGCUGUGGGCAUUUGGCACCGUGCCUCCUGCAUGAAAACGGUAGCUGGUGGUGCCUGGACCUACAACACCACUCCUGCUGUCACAGUAAAGUCUGCCAUCAGAAGACUGAAGGAAUUGAAGGACACCCACUCGCAGCCCCCAGGCCCCACUCGGGGCAGGAAUCCGACACACGGGGCGAGCUAUGCUGCUGCUUCCAUCCGUACGGGUGGAAGGCCGGGGGUGCAGUGGGCCUUCAACCCGCCGGGACCUGCCCCGGGCUUCCGAGCCGACCGCCCUCCCACCCUCACCCGCAUUCACCUCCCUCCCCGCAGCGCAGAGGAGGCGUGGCCCGCAGAUUGA